Hippopotamus amphibius kiboko is the source of this 1309-nucleotide messenger RNA. Its product is annotated as glutathione S-transferase A2-like. Bases 178 to 846 code for a protein of 222 amino acids. Gene Ontology annotation, cellular component: cytosol; extracellular exosome. The transcript is spliced from 7 exons. Gene Ontology annotation, biological process: glutathione metabolic process; xenobiotic metabolic process. Lineage: Eukaryota; Metazoa; Chordata; Mammalia; Artiodactyla; Hippopotamidae. The record is from RefSeq and is a predicted model, not a curated record. Gene Ontology annotation, molecular function: glutathione transferase activity.
GAACGCUAUGGGGAGGGCUUCUCCCUAACUGGACUCUCCCCUUCAGAGAGGAGGAGUCAGUCCUCCUCUAUAAACUGUGACAACAGCUCAUAAAUGCAUGUGGACUUGGCAUUGAGGUGCUGAGCCUAGUGGGAGACAAACUUGCAUAAGGUUUGGAGAAACCUGGACGCUGCUGUCAUGGCGGGGAAACCUAAGCUUCACUACUUCGAUGCACGAGGCAGGAUGGAGUGCGUCCGCUGGCUCCUGGCUGCCGCUGGGGUGGAGUUUGAAGAGCAACUUAUACAAACUCCAGAAGACCUGAAUAAAUUAAAAAAUGAUGGGAUUUUGCUGUUCCAGCAAGUGCCAAUGGUUGAAAUCGAUGGGAUGAAGCUGGCGCAGACCAGAGCCAUUCUCAACUACAUUGCCACCAAAUACAACCUCUAUGGGAAAGACAUGAAGGAGAGAGCCCUGAUUGAUAUGUAUUCAGAAGGUGUGGCAGAUUUGGGUGAAAUGAUCAUGCUUUUGCCACUAUGUCCACCUGAUCAAAAAGAUGCCAAGAUAGCUGAGAUCAAAGAGAAGACAACAAACCGUUAUCUUCCUGUGUUUGAAAAAGUGUUGAAGGGCCACGGACAAGACUACCUUGUGGGCAACAAGCUGAGCAAGGCUGACAUCCACCUGGUGGAACUUCUCUACUACGUGGAAGAGCUGGACCCCAGCCUUUUGGCCAACUUCCCUCUGCUGAAGGCCCUGAAAACCAGAGUCAGCAAUCUCCCUGCCGUGAAGAAGUUUCUGCAGCCUGGCAGCCAGAGGAAGCCUCUCAUGGAUGAGAAACGUUUACAAGAAGCCAGAAAGGUUUUCAGGUUUUAAUAAAGCAGGCAGGGCCACCCAAGACAAAUCUUCAGAAAAUUUCCAACAACGAAGUGCUUACCUAAAUAUAGAUCCCGGGUGUUGUGAGAUUAAUAAACUAUUCCAAAGGUUUGGUGGUCGUUAAAUAAAAAGCUCCCAUGAGCCAGUUUACUUACAAUGUAUUCUUUUUCAUUAUGAUCAAAAGAAAAUCAGAUUUUCGAUCUCCUUCUAACCUGUCUCUUGUUUUGGAAUUAAAAAUUAAAUUAGAACAGGAAACAGGUUAUAUAGUCCCCUUACAUUUUCCAGGGUUAUCAUAUAACAUCUGUCACAUAGUCUAUCAAAGAGAAAAAUGUAAAAGUUCAUAUCUGACAUUCUUCGGUUUUCCCAGAAAAGAGCUACCUUUCUGGGCCAUGGCAGAAAGACGUUUUCUUUAUUUCUUUGAGAGACAUUUUCCUUUUGGCAAUAAAAAUGUUUUCCUUAUGCA